AAGCUUUGAUUCCUUGGUGUACAUUUUUAUUUUAAUCAUUUCUUGUAUAAAUUUUCGAUUUUAAUAAUUGUGAAUGUUAGGUGUAAAAUGGGUGCUGAAUAGAAGAGGUUAGCGGAUUUUUCACUGUUGAUUUAGAACUUGCCACCAGGUAACGGUGCGUCCAAUGGUGCUCCCUCGGGUGAAUGGAGGUAUGACAAACUCUUCUUCGAGUUCUGGAAUCUUUUUCCAAGGAGACCGGCAAUCCCAGGUCCAAGGAAAUCCCCAAUUGAGUUUUGGGAACUCGUCUAAUUCAAUACCAGAGAAUGCUUUUGUUAAUAUGGGUUUGGUUUCCGGAGAUGUUAGUAAUACAGUAUUGAACAGUGCAGCAAGCUCAGGGCCAAGUGUCGGGGCAAGUUCUUUGGUCACAGAUGCCAAUUCAGGACUAUCAGGAGGCCCCCGUCUGCAGAGAAGUGCUAGCAUUAAUACAGAAUCUUACAUGCGCUUGCCUGCGUCACCCAUGUCCUUCUCAUCUAACAACAUUAGCAUCUCUGGUUCGUCUGUUAUGGAUGGUUCCUCUGUUGUGCAGCAAAGCUCACAUCAAGAUCCAAGCUCCCAACAAGUCCAGCAAAGGCAGCAGCAUCAGGGAGCUUCAAGUGCCACAUCUUUACCUACGUCUCAGAUGGGACAAAUUCAGCUUCCUGGUGCUCCAAGGCUCCCUAGUGCCUUCAUUCAAGAUCCUACGAAUGUGUCUCAUCUGCAAAAGAAACCCCGAUUGGAUAUCAAGCAGGAAGAUAUUUUACAACAGCAGGUUCUGCAGCAGCUGCUACAGAGACAAGAUCCCAUGAACUUACAGAACCCAAGUCCUCAGUUGCAAGCUCUGAUUCAGCAGCAGAGACUAAGGCAACAACAACAACAGCUUCUACAGUCUAUGACACCAAUGCAGCGGGCUCAGUUGCUGCAGCAGCAACAGCAGCAGUUGCAGUUAAGGCAGCAGUUUCAACAACGGGGAUUGCAACCUGCAUCUGCAGUGAAGCGUCCCAAUGAUAACGGUGUAUGCUCUCGCCGCCUAAUGCAAUACUUGUUUCAUCAGAGACAGCGGCCUCCUGACAACACUUAUGCUUAUUGGAAGAAGUUUGUGGCUGAAUAUUACUCUCCACGUGCAAAGAAGAGGUGGUGUCUAUCCUUGUAUGAUAACGUUGGCCAUCAAUCGCUCGGGGUAUUCCCCCAGGCAGCGAUGGAUGCAUGGCAAUGUGACAUUUGUGGUUCAAAAUCUGGGAGGGGAUUUGAGGCAACUUUUGAAAUACUCCCUAGACUUAAUGAAAUCAAAUUUAGCAGUGGUGUCAUUGAUGAGAUCUUGUUCUUGGACUUGCCAAGUGAGUGUAGACUCCCUUCAGGAAUGAUGAUGGUGGAGUAUUCAAAGGCAGUUCAAGAAAGUAUAUAUGAGCAACUUCGUGUUGUUCAUGAGGGUCAGCUACGUAUUAUUUUCACCCCCGAAUUAAAGAUACUGUCUUGGGAAUUCUGUGCUCGGCGCCAUGAAGAACUUCUUCCCCGUAGAUUAGUUGCACCACAGGUAAACCAAUUAUUGCAAGUUGCUCAGAAGUGCCAAAGUUCGAUCGACGAAAGUGGACCUGACAGAGUUUCUCCCAAGGACUUAAAGGCAAACAGCAUUAUGGUUGUAACAGCUGGACGUCAACUUGCUAGGAAUUUGGAGUUACAAUCAGUUAAUGAUUUUGGAUUUUCCAAAAGAUAUGUGCGAUGCCUACAGAUAGCUGAGGUUAUCAAUAGCAUGAAAGACCUGAUGAAUUUCUGCAGGGAACAAAAAGUCGGGCCAAUUGAUGGCUUGAAGAAUUUUCCGCGGCCCACCAACAUUCAGAUGCAAAAGAUGCAAGAGAUGGAGCAGAUGGGAGGUCUUCAGGGUCUGCCUACUGACCGUGACACGCUCAAUAAACUAAUGUCAUUGCAUCCUGGACUCAAUACCCAAAUGAACAAUAACCAGUAUAUGGUUGGUCGAAAACCUUUGACUGGAUCAGUGCAGGGUGCUCUUCCAUUGGCAAACUACCAAAAUAUGUUGAUGAGACAAAACUCAACGAACUCAAACCACAAUUCUCUUCAGCAGGAGGCGUCCUCUUCUUUUAAUAAUUCUAACCUGGUUCCCAAUUCUACACUUAGAGGCUCAUCUACUGGUAAUUUGCAGAAUUUAUCGGUCAGUGGCUUUUCUAGUUCUUAUGCACUACAGCAGCAUGAACAGCAACGUGCAUCCAGUGGUAAUGGGUUAAUGCUGCAAAAUCAACCUAAACCUUCCCAAGGCAGCCAAGCUUUACAACAACAAAUGAUCCAGCAAUAUCUGCAGGACAUGAACAAUAACAAUAAUGGGACUUCGGUUCCACAGCAGCCCGUCACUAUGCAAGGUGCAGGUGGCAAUGUACCAGGGGACGGACCUAAUUCAGGGGCAACUGCUCCAUCUGCAUAUGGACCUGGAAAUGUUGUUGGACCUACUCUAAGUGGGAGUAAUAGUUUCAAAACUGCUUCACACUGUGAAUCGUCUGCUGGGGGUGGGAAUAAUGGAUGCAGCCAAAAAGCAUCAUCAGGUUUACCUUUAUCAGGUGAAAUAGUACGUGACAUUGUGCAUGAAUUCACAGAGAAUGGGUUCUUUGACAGUGAUCUGGAUGAAAUGAGCUAUAGCUGGAAAGCAUGACUAAUGUAAUUUACCUCGUUAAUAGCUAUAAUCAGGGUGUGAAUUUUGUCAUCAAUGUCUGCACAGUUUGUCCAGUCAUUAUCUUCUCUUUUUCUUCUUGUUCUGCAAAGUUACGGAGCUUGCCUGCAGCACUUAGUAGUGUACUAUUUUUCAAAAAUAUUUAUAUGGUUAACCUCUUGUUGCUUUUCUUUUCAUAAUCUUCUGGCAAAAUGUAAUCGAAGGAUAUAAACUGAAAUGUCUUUUAACUUCAUAUUGAUAAUUUGGCUUGGUUUUCUUA
Olea europaea var. sylvestris is the source of this 2951-nucleotide messenger RNA. Its product is annotated as probable transcriptional regulator SLK2. The record is from RefSeq and is a predicted model, not a curated record. Gene Ontology annotation, cellular component: nucleus; transcription regulator complex. Gene Ontology annotation, biological process: positive regulation of transcription by RNA polymerase II; negative regulation of transcription by RNA polymerase II. The coding region runs from base 164 to 2674 and encodes 836 amino acids. The transcript has 10 exons. Lineage: Eukaryota; Viridiplantae; Streptophyta; Magnoliopsida; Lamiales; Oleaceae.